This is a messenger RNA of Fusarium keratoplasticum, 2670 nucleotides long. Its product is annotated as Ribonucleoside-diphosphate reductase. Gene Ontology annotation, cellular component: ribonucleoside-diphosphate reductase complex. The transcript is spliced from 4 exons. NCBI's taxonomy places the organism in Eukaryota, Fungi, Ascomycota, Sordariomycetes, Hypocreales, Nectriaceae. Gene Ontology annotation, biological process: deoxyribonucleotide biosynthetic process; DNA replication. Gene Ontology annotation, molecular function: ribonucleoside-diphosphate reductase activity, thioredoxin disulfide as acceptor; ATP binding. The coding region runs from base 1 to 2670 and encodes 889 amino acids. The record is from RefSeq and is a predicted model, not a curated record.
AUGUUCGUCAGAAAGCGCGAUGGGCGCCAGGAGCGCGUCCAGUUCGACAAGAUCACCGCCCGUGUCUCGAGGCUCUGUUACGGCCUUGACAUGGACCACGUUGACCCUGUUGCCAUUACCCAGAAGGUCAUCUCGGGUGUCUACGGUGGUGUCACAACUGUCCAAUUGGACGAUCUCGCUGCCGAGACUGCUGCGUACAUGACCGUCACCCACCCCGACUACGCCAUCCUGGCGGCCCGUAUCGCCGUCUCCAACCUCCACAAGCAGACCAAGAAGCAAUGGUCCGCUGUCGUGAGCGACCUCUACCACUAUGUCAACCCCAAGAACGACCGGGCGUCACCCAUGAUCUCCCAAGAAACAUAUGAGUGCGUCAUGCGACACAAGGAGGAGCUAGACUCCGCCAUUGUCUAUGACCGUGACUUUCAAUACCAAUACUUUGGCUUCAAGACUCUUGAGCGAUCCUACCUCCUCAAGAUUGAUGGCAAGAUUGUUGAGCGUCCCCAGCACAUGAUCAUGCGUGUGGCUGUCGGCAUCUGGGGUGACAAUAUUGAGCGUGUCCUCGAGACUUACAACCUCAUGUCGAGCAAGUUCUUCACUCAUGCCUCCCCCACCCUCUUCAACGCGGGUACUCCCCAGCCUCAGCUCUCCUCAUGCUUCCUUGUCGACAUGAAGGAGGACAGUAUUGAGGGUAUUUAUGAUACUCUCAAGACCUGUGCCAUGAUUUCCAAGAUGGCUGGUGGUAUUGGCCUGAAUGUGCACCGAAUCCGUGCCACCGGCUCUUACAUCGCCGGUACCAACGGUACCUCCAACGGUGUUACCCCCAUGCUCCGUGUCUUCAACAACACUGCCCGAUACGUCGAUCAGGGUGGCAACAAGCGACCUGGUGCCUUCGCUAUCUACCUUGAGCCCUGGCACGCAGAUGUCUUUGAGUUCCUUGACUUGCGCAAGAACCACGGCAAAGAGGAGGUCCGCGCUCGUGACCUGUUCCUGGCUCUCUGGAUUCCCGAUCUCUUCAUGAAGCGUGUCGAGAAGAACGGUGACUGGACCCUCAUGUGUCCCAACGAGUGUCCCGGUCUCGCCGACUGCUACGGUGAGGAGUUCGAGGCUUUGUACGAGAAGUAUGAAAAGGCCGGUAAGGGUCGCAAGACCAUGAAGGCCCAGAAGCUCUGGUAUGCCAUCCUCGAGGCUCAGACCGAGACUGGUAACCCCUUCAUGCUCUACAAGGAUCACUGCAACCGCAAGAGCAACCAGAAGAACCUGGGUACCAUCCGCAGCUCCAACCUUUGCACUGAGAUUAUCGAGUACUGUGCCCCUGAUGAGGUUGCUGUCUGCAACCUUGCCUCCCUCGCCCUUCCCUCUUUCAUCAACUACGACGAGGCCUGCUAUGACUUCCAGAAGCUGCACGAGGUCACGCAGACUGUCGUUCGCAACCUGAACAGGAUCAUCGAUGUGAACCACUACCCCGUUCCUGAAGCUCGCAACAGCAACAUGCGACACCGACCCAUUGGUGUCGGUGUCCAGGGCCUUGCCGAUGCCUUCCUUGCUCUGCGCAUGCCUUUCGAGUCUCCUGAGGCUCGAGAGCUAAACAAGCAGAUCUUUGAGACCAUCUACCAUGCUGCUCUUACUGCUUCCGUGCAGCUGGCCAAGGAGGAGGGUCCCUACUCUACCUUCAAGGGCUCUCCUGCCUCUGAGGGUAUUCUCCAGUUCGACAUGUGGAACGUGAAGCCCUCUGACCUCUGGGACUGGGAGUCUCUCAGGGAGCAAGUCAAGGAGCAUGGUAUUCGCAACAGUCUGCUGCUUGCCCCCAUGCCCACUGCCAGCACUUCGCAGAUCCUGGGUAACAACGAGUGCUUCGAGCCUUACACCUCCAACAUCUACCAGCGCCGUGUCCUUGCUGGCGAGUUCCAGGUCGUUAACCCCUGGUUGCUCAAGGAUCUCGUCGACAUGGGCCUGUGGUCGGAUUCCAUGAAGAACCGAAUCAUUGCCGAGAACGGUUCCAUCCAGAACAUCCCCAACAUCCCCGCCGAGGUCAAGGCUCUCUACAAGACCGUUUGGGAGAUUUCCCAGCGCCAGGUCGUCCAGAUGGCCGCCGACCGAGGUGCCUUCAUUGAUCAGUCCCAGUCUCUCAACAUCCACAUGAAGGACCCCACCAUGGGCAAAAUCACCAGCAUGCACUUUGCCGGCUGGAAGCUCGGUCUGAAGACGGGCAUGUACUACCUGCGAACGCAGGCUGCCGCUGCCCCCAUUCAGUUCACCGUCGAUCAGCAAGCUCUCAAGGUCGCCGAUACCAACUCGGCCCAGAUCCGACCUCUGAAGAAGCGCGCUCCUCCCGCCGGCUCCAGUUAUCUGAUUUCUUCUCCCUCGUCCUUUUCUGGGGCCUCGCUGAACGGAGGCAGGCCCGCCGCCUCUGGCAACCCCCGAGGUCAGGCCUCUGCUAUUCCUGGCCGGGCACCUUCCAUCAAGGCUGACCCCGAGGAGGGUGACAGCCCCAAGGCCCUCCCUACCGAGCCUGCUGAGAAGGUCAAGGAGGAAGAACUGAGCCUGAAGAAGAGCGAGCAAUCUGAGGAUCAGGACAAGGAUAGCGAGGAGCGUGAGCGGGACAUCUACUCGGAUGCCGUCCUGCAGUGCAGCAUUGAGAACCCCGAGUCCUGCGUCAUGUGCAGUGGCUAA